AACGUUUAUAAAAAUCAUAACUAUUAAAACGAACAAAUCAAAACCCCCCAUAUUACGACUAUAUGAAGUCAAGUUCCACAUGAAUUCCGAUUUUAAGUUUUAACAUUCCAAAUCACCAUAUUCGACUCCCUCAAAAAUAUAUUCAUAGAAAAAUAAAACAGCCUCCGACCACCACAAACCACCGCACUCCUCUACCACCACGUCAUCAUCGUAUUCACCAAACAGAAGCAGCAGCAAUGGAUCAAUCUACCAAAGCUGGAAUCCCUAUUGCCCUUUGCACUGUAUUGCUUAUAUCCAUAUCUUUUAUCUACAUUCUAUCAGAGAAAAACACAUCGGUUUCCAUAACACAAAAGGUUUCUCCUUCCAAACCCUCAUCAUCCAUGCGUAAGACCUCGACGUAUAGAGAUGAAUUAGAAGCAGCAUUGCGGGGAGCUUCCAUGGCGAAUAAAACCGUUAUCAUAGCCAUUGUGAACAAAGCCUACACUGAAGGCGAUAAACCGAUGCUAGAUAUAUUUCUAGAUGGGUUUUGGCUUGGAGAAGAUACACGAUCUUUAACGAACCACCUUCUGAUCGUGGCAGUUGAUCAGACGGCGUUUGACCGAUGCAAGUUUCUUAGAUUACACUGUUACAGACUGAAGACCGACGGCGAGGAUUUCGUCGGAGAGAAGGUUUACAUGUCGGAGGAAUUCAUAAAGAUGAUGUGGCAAAGAACCCGUUUCCUCGGAGAUGUUCUCCGGCGUGGAUAUAACUUUGUUUUUACGGACACAGAUGUAUUAUGGCUGAGAAAUCCAUUUCCACACCUAACUCUGAAUUACGAAACUGCUGACCUUCAGAUCAGUGUGGACCAGUUUAACGGCAAUCAGUGGUCACAGAAAAACCCCAUAAACACUGGUUUCUACAUGAUCCGAUCCAACAACAAGACCAUCGCUUUGUUCGAUAAAUGGUAUGGAGAAAGAAACAAAUCACCUGGGAAAAAGGAACAAGAUGUUCUUAUUGAGUUAAUGAAGAAAGGAAGUUUUAAAAGGUUGGGAAUUAGGGUUAGGUUUUUGGACACCCUUUAUUUCAGUGGAUUUUGUCAAGAUAGUAGAGAUGUUAAGAUCGUUUCCACCUUUCAUGCCAAUUGUUGCCGGAGAAUCAAAGCCAAAGUCUCCGAUUUAACUGCUGUUAUUCAUGAUUGGAAGAGAUUUAAAGACCCCUCACCUUCACCCUUAGCCAAUAAAACCAUGGAGGAAUUUAGAUGGUCCAGUCAUUCAGCUUGCGAAAAAUCAUGGAUUUCAUAACUUCCACUAAUUUGAUGGUAAGAUCGAUGAUCCCAUAUAUGAUGGGGUUGUUUGUUAUCUCCUGCGAAAUGAGUUGUAAAUUAUUGUUUUCAUACUCCAGAUUGUUUAAAUGUGUUACGAUUAUUUUGUUCAAAUCAUGUACGUAUCAGUGAAAUAAAACCAGAAGGUAUAAUUUUCGAGUCUU
Molecule: messenger RNA, 1464 nt
Organism: Lactuca sativa (garden lettuce)
Lineage: Eukaryota; Viridiplantae; Streptophyta; Magnoliopsida; Asterales; Asteraceae
Source: RefSeq, a predicted model, not a curated record